Messenger RNA from Brienomyrus brachyistius, 1747 nucleotides. It is a transcript of the gene fundc2, whose product is annotated as fun14 domain containing 2. Bases 57 to 512 code for a protein of 151 amino acids. NCBI's taxonomy places the organism in Eukaryota, Metazoa, Chordata, Actinopteri, Osteoglossiformes, Mormyridae. The transcript is spliced from 5 exons. Gene Ontology annotation, biological process: autophagy of mitochondrion. Gene Ontology annotation, cellular component: mitochondrial outer membrane. The record is from RefSeq and is a predicted model, not a curated record.
UGACGGAAGUGAAUGUGGGUUGCGGUGGGUUUAUUUCCGGUUUGAGCUGAUUAAAAAUGGCCGAGAAAAAGAAAGGAAAGGAUGAAGACACUUUUGAUGUCAUGGACCUGGCGGAGUACGCCAAGAAACAGAGGUGGUGGAACAGAGUUUUUGGCAACAACAACUCUGGGCCCAUUGCAGAGAAAUAUUCUGUGGCCACACAACUCGCGAUUGGUGGCGUGACCGGCUGGUGUGCAGGGUAUCUAUUCCAGAGGGUUGGGAAGCUGGCAGCUUCUGCAGUGGGUGGUGGUUUUUUCCUGCUUCAGAUCGCCAAUCACACAGGCUACAUCAAGGUGGACUGGAAGAGAGUGGAGCGGGACGUGAACAAGGCUAAAAAGCAGCUAAAGCUGAACGCGGAAAGGCCUCCCCCCGAAGUGCGGACGAAAGUGGAUGAGGUGCAGACAUUUAUCAAGAAGAACAUCGUGCUCACUGGAGGCUUUGCCGGAGGGUUCCUCCUUGGACUCGCCUCUUAGAGUUUUUCCUCUUUUUUUUUUCAGUGUAUGCAUCAUCUAAAGUUGGGUUUAGUGUUUUGGGUGUAAAAACCAGCAUCGCUGUAUCUUGUACCGAACUGUAAUCCAGAAGCUUAAAGGAUGACGAAGCCUUUUAAGAUAGAAGUUCAUAGGGUUGGUCUAAGGAAGCACUAGAACUGCUGUGAUUGACAGGUCACUGAGGAUCAUAUGUUGGAGCAUAUAUUGAUAUUUUAAUCAUUGUGUGGUUGUGUUUCACCCUAUGAAGGACCCUGUCCUGCUUUUUCAGGAUGGUGCCGGGCCUGGCGUUGUAGUACAAAAGAAUAUCGAAAAUAUGCACUGAAAGAAAACAAAUUAAAAUACCAGUUUAGCUCUGCUUUUUUCCCCCACACAUAUUAGACACAACGGAACACUCUUAUGUUCCCGAAAUAUUAUUCAAAAAUGGCUUCAUGUGAUGCUUAAAAUCAUAAGGAUGUUGAGAUCUAAAUGGGCCCUGUGUUGUUUUGUCGUAUGUGAAAUGCAGAGGGCAGGAACUGUGUUUGAUGGCACUAACCGCUGUGUCUUUCACCUCACCAGCAAAAUGAAUCUCGGCCAAACACUCCACUGUCUCUAUGACUGUGGCCUGAUUCUGAUAGAACUCUAUCUUAAAGUGGUUUAUUUUUCAGAAAUUGGAAUGAUUUUCCCAUAUCUGUUUAAAGCUGCAGUAAUUCAUUGAUUCCUCACACUUUGCUACUUUAAAAUAUUCACUAUAUACCUUUUUUUCAUUUGCUCACUCCCAAAUUUCAUCCUGAUCCUGCUGUCAGUCCUCUAACCAUCGUAUGCCUGGCUCUUAUCAUAUCAAAUGUUGCCUUCAUGAGACACGUUACAGCAGUGGCCUGUGUGUUUGGAAGUGAUUCUCAGGAUUGUGUUCUGGUUCAGUGUGGACUUAAGGGUGAAGGUGCCUCUGAUCGGAGCAUGUUGCAAUUAGCAGUAGAUUUUUGUUUUUUUAAUUAACAGAAAAUAGGCUCACGUUAAAGGACCCUCAUUUCCCUCACUUUCAGUUUGAGUGUAUACUGGUUUAUUAUAACCAAGUUUAAAUGCCGACGGUAGAAAAGCUUGUACCGAUGUUAUUUGUUUAAAAUAUGUAAGGAAAAGUCGGGCAGAGUCAUUCCCAUUGUAGAUUGUGCAGAAUCUAAACUGAAAUCUUUAUUUCAAUAUGAGGUUGCUCCAGUGAAAAAUAAAGUACACACAUAUUUAUAAAA